AUGGUGAGAUUUUCAACUUAUUGUGAAAAAGUAUGCUUUCUAGCUUGCCUUAUCUUGUAUCUUCAGCUAGCUUCAUCACCAAAAAAUGCUUUUGCUUCUGCCAAUUCCACUGAAGCAGAAGCACUCCUCAAAUGGAAAGCUAGCUUUCAAAACCAAACCCAAAACAACCUGACCUCAUGGAUUAAUACAAAUGAAGCCCCAUGCAAUACUUGGGUUGGUGUUUCAUGCAACUCUGAUGGAAGUGUCAACAGAUUAAACCUCACCAAUUCUGGUAUACAUGGUACUCUACUCGAAUUUCCAUUCAUGUCCUUGCCUAAUCUUGCAUAUGUUGACCUCAGCUUGAAUGAAUUUUUUGAUCAAAUCCCACCUGAGAUCAGUUCCCUCACCAAACUCAUCUAUUUCGAUAUAUCCUACAAUCAAAUGUCUGGAAAAAUCCCACCCGAAAUCGGUCUCUUAACAAAUCUUCAGGUUCUUCACCUAAAUGCAAAUAAGUUUAACGGCUCAAUUCCUCAAGAAAUAGGCCAACUUAAAUUUGUCUAUGAGCUAGCUCUAAACUUAAACAAUUUAGAGGGUUCAAUUCCAGCUUCUGUCGGUAAUUUGAGCCAGUUGACUUCUUUGAUUCUCUUCGGAAACCAACUUUCGGGUCCUAUCCCUCCUGAAAUAGGAAACCUUUCGAAGUUGGUUGAACUUUACUUGUUUGACAACUAUUUAUCAGGCUCAAUCCCUCUGAGUUUCGGAAACUUGAAAAAUCUAACCACGAUGAUGUUGUACAACAAUACCCUUUCUAGUUCUAUCCCAACUUCUUUGUGCAAUUUGACAAACCUUGUUUAUCUCUCUCUCUACGAUAAUAAACUUUCCGGCACUAUUCCUGAAGAGAUUGGAAGGUUGAAAUUUUUUGUGUCUCUAGAGCUCACCAACAAUCAGCUCAACGGAACCGUUCCCUCGUCGUUUGGCAACUUGAGCAGCCUACAAAAACUUUACCUCCGUGGUAACCAAUUAUCUGGAUCAAUCCCCCAAGAGAUAGAGAAUCUACUAAAGUUGACAAUACUUGACUUGGCUACUAACCGAUUUUCUGGUUAUUUGCCUCGAGAUAUAUGUAGAGGUGGAUUGCUACAAAGGUUUAGUGCAGAAAACAACGAAUUUUCAGGUCCAAUCCCGAAAAGCUUGAAAGGUUGCAAGAGCUUGGUCAGAGUCCGUCUUCAAGGAACCAAUUUACAAGCAAUACAUCUGAAGACUUUGGUGUCAAUCUGA
Messenger RNA from Pyrus x bretschneideri (Chinese white pear), 1251 nucleotides. RefSeq names its product MDIS1-interacting receptor like kinase 2-like. Lineage: Eukaryota; Viridiplantae; Streptophyta; Magnoliopsida; Rosales; Rosaceae. Bases 1 to 1251 code for a protein of 416 amino acids. Gene Ontology annotation, molecular function: protein binding. The transcript has a single exon. The record is from RefSeq and is a predicted model, not a curated record.